AUGGAACUUGGACAGCAGAGGAGUUACCUCAAGGUCGAAAGGCUAUUAGUAGCUAAAGGGUUCUCUCAGCGCCCUGGUUUUGACUUUGAUGAGACAUUCUCUCCAACUGCAAAGUGGGCUGCUUUGAGAACUAUCAUGGCCCUUGUUGCAAUAGAGGACUUGGAACUGAUCUCAGCUGAUAUCUCUAAUGCAUUUCUAAAUGGUGAAAUUGACCAUGAAGUAUAUAUGGAUAUGCCUGAAGGUUCUAAUAUUUUAGGACUCAAUAAACUAGGUGCUGACUAUGUACUCAAACUGUUAAAAGCACUGUAUGGGCUCAAACAGGCUAGUAGACAAUGA
This is a messenger RNA of Pyrrhoderma noxium, 336 nucleotides long. Lineage: Eukaryota; Fungi; Basidiomycota; Agaricomycetes; Hymenochaetales; Hymenochaetaceae. The record is from the annotation of a GenBank genome assembly.